CUAGAGAUAAAGAAGGAGGGAAAGCUGUUAAGGUUUUUUUUUUCUUCUACUGAAUAAAACAUUUGUCUUAUUCAAGGAUUAAAGAUUGUAUGAAACUAUAUGACGCUAAUAGUGAUGAUGAUGAUGAUGACGAUGAUGAUGAUGAUGAUGAUGAUGAUGAUGAUGGCACUGAUACCAUCACCAUCAUGAUUCGUUAUUUAGAUAUAAUUUCCUUUUACCUUAAAUAUUAGUCCAGAAUUAUAACCAGUGCAAAAUAUUUCAAUAAGAAAUCCUGACUUUGCAAGUUUACUGCCUUUUUUUUCCAGAAGUGUAAAUUUGUUACUUGUUAAACUUUUGGACGUUUCUGUAGUUAGUUUUGUAGUUUAUUCUGCAACAAUAAAACAAAGAGACGAUCAAUCAGUCGGGAGCGCGCAUUCUCAGGGCUCCAUUCAGCUCAAUGCGCGCUCACGCGGUCGGGGGAAACUGUGCCAGGAAACAAGUUGUGGAGAACCGGAAGCAGCAGGUUGUUGGAGAAAACAUCCCGAAGAUAAAAGGGAAUAGAAGAAGGAAUAAAGGCUUUGAUCUUACCCAUGGAUCAAGUCGAAAUGAACAUGGCACUGACGCAGGAUGCGGUUUUGGCGUUUCUAAAGGCGCGCUCCGGGAAAGUCAGGAACGCGGAGCUCCUGAGCGCGUUCACGGCGCACAUCAGCUGCAGCGAGCACGAGCAAAGAAAACACAACCGGGAUCUGUUCAAGAGUUUCAUCAACAACGUGGCCGUCGUGAAACGGGUCGACGGUGUGAAAUACGUCGUGCUGAAGAAGAAAUACCAAGAGAUGAUCAAUGAAGGACAGCCGUCCAUAGCAUCCUCAUCAUCAUCAUCAUCAUCAUCAUCAUCAUCAUCAUGCACAACACAUCAGAGCUGCUUUUCCAAAUGCGAGUUUCUUCCUAUAACCAGUGCAGAUGUUGUAAAUAACAAUUCAUGGUUUCACACGAAUCUAAAUGGCUCCAUUAAACCAACAAACCAGCUUCAAUUGAAAUCAGAUGAAUCUGAAGCUCUGGUCACUUCACCCAACCAGGAGCAAUCAUGGAUCGCUCAGCUACUUAAAGUACCGAAUAAUACCAGAAACCACAAAAUGGGGUCUGUUUUCGCUGUCGUGACAAUAAAAUCGCCUCCUUGUUGGCGGUCCGAGGAGAUAAAAAACGACCACGGAAUCCGUGCACGUCCUCAGAGAUUCCAGAGUCCACCACGUGAGGACGUAAAAACCAUCCUCCGAAUGGAGGAGAGUUCACCUUACCCAAAUCAUGAACCUGAUCUGAGCAAAUUGCCAGGAAUGGAAAGGAGACCGAUGGCAGCGCCAGAACGAGGAAACAAAGUAGAUCCACCAGGUUUCGGUGGUAAGGUCUUGCCUGUGUUUGGUCUGGAGCCACAAGAACAUGAGUGGCUUGUAAAGUCAGCAACAGGAUGCUGGAGUCAAGUCUACAGCCUCCUGCUGCAGGACAUCCACCUGGCGGAGAAAAGGAGCUUCAUAUCUGGAUUUACGGCACUUCACUGGGCCGCUAAACACGGAAACAGCAAAACGGUGCGCCGAAUCCUUGACGUCGGGGAAAAGGUUGACGUGAACGUCAAGAGCUUCGAUGGUUACACGCCUUUGCAUCUUGCCGCCAUUCACAGCCACGAAUCGGUCUUAUACGUACUGGUGCGUGAAUACGGCGCAAACUUCAACAUACGUGACAACAGUGGCAAAAAGGCCCAUCAGUACCUGAGCAAAGACCUCCCUGCUGAGGUGAAAGCGCUGCUCGGAGACCCUUCUGCCUCCGGUCCAGUUACGGGUGAUCAACACCUUCCAGAGUGGUCUACAAACCCUAACACAUUCACUAAACUCUUUCAAGGCAGCCUGGGACGCAGGAAGAAAUCCAAACAUCGAUUAAGCUUCCGCUUCCUCGGUGAUGACCAGGAGAACAGGAAAGACUGGACGUCCAACCACUAACUCGAGGAGUUUUGGAGUUUGAAUGCACUUGAAUAGAUGUUUGCAUUAACAUGUCACUUUCGAGUUAAAUUUCUAGAUAUUUUGAGCUUUUCUAAUACAUUUACACAGAAUUUCCAGCUCUAAGUUUGUUCAAUCAGCUUAAUCACAUUUCUGUGGUGGAACGAGAUUUGUUAUAAUCAACGCCAUUUUACUUAACGAUCUAAAACCUCAGAUCGUUAUUUUAACACCUGUAAAAAUAAGUCUGUAGUGCCAGUGGUUUUUUUUGUAACAGUCCAAAAAACCUCCAUGGGGAAGAAAGUGUUCAUGACUGAGGACUUUGUUCUUCACAUUGUAAUAUGCUGUUUGAAAAUGUUAAGUAUAACAAGACACCCUACAAUUUCUUGUUAUUCAGCCUCGCUGUAGGACCAUUUACAACCACACCACGUUCCACUGUUGCGUAUAAACUGCCCAAUGCACUUCAAUAGACUUUUACAUUAGUAUUUGUUGUUAAGUAACAGCCGACAGUGAACUUAAGUAGACCUUCACCAGAACUUACUGUAUUUUCAUUCUUUUUUUCUUUAUUUUAUUUAUGAUUGUCAGAGGAUAUUGUAUUGUAUCGUCUUGUGUCUUUUUUAAAGGUGAAUUUGGAGCUCUAAAUCAGUGGUCCCCAACCCUCGGGCCCCAAUUGGGUCAAUUGUUACCGGGCCGCACAGAAAGAAUACAUAACUUACAUUAUUUCCGUUUUAUUUAUUAUCUGAUUCUAAACGGUUUUCUUUUGGAAAAUGAUCGGAUUCUCUCCACCACAUCUGUCUAUGACUCAGUCUUGAUGCAUGUCAUGAUGCCUCGGUCACAUGUCUUACCUCCAUCCUCUACCUUCUUAAAGGGGCUCCGGCCAGUAACACAUAAUAGUAAAACCCCUAAGCAAGCAAAAUUAACAAAAAAACAACACAGUGGAUUUACGUUUAUUAUUAUAUUUAGAAAUUAACAGUUUUUAUGCGGUCGUGUCGUUUUAUUGUGUUGUAUUUAUCUGCAAAAAAGGUUGGGGGCCACUGCUCUAAAUGGCCCCUAGGUAUGUCCCUGGUUCAUGCCCAGUGUUCUAUGGAUAAACCACAGAUUCACCACCAUCCUGAGCACUUCUGUAGUGAUAUUUAGAUUUUCAUAAAGCUGAGAGUAGAAAAAGACUUUAUAUUAAUCUGCACUGAUGUGAAGGAACUUCCCAGUAAAGCCAAUGCACUUGAUUAGUCUCAGACUAAUAUACACACCAUAGCCUGUAUUUAAAAAUGUAUUAAUAUUUAUUGAUUUUUGGUAGCAAAGAUAAUAUUUUGUUUAGAUGUUUAGAUUGUGAGAAACGUGUGUAUAACCCUUUUAAAAAUCCAUCACUUUCAGGUUUGAUUUAAUAAGUUAUAAUCAUAAGCUUUUAAUAAUAUGCUCGAGUUCUGGGUAAUGAUAUUUUUCUGGGGUUUCCCCCCGAUUCUACUUGUCCUCUACACACAUGAUGUUACAGAUAUGCACAUGGUGCAGUACAUUUUAUUAACUGACUUGAGGAUCAUACUUUAGGUAAUUUAAAAAAGAAAUGAAAGUGUAUUUCAGUAUAGAUAUUACACACUUAUCUUGUUUACAGUACGAUUUGUUUGACACCUGUCUUUGUCCCUGAUUGUGAUUGUAGUGAUUGUGUUUGCAAAUUACAAAAGUGUGUGUUGUUUGUGCGUGUUUGUAGUGCAAAAAUGAUGGUGGGUUUCCUUUUUUUUGUUGUUUUUGUUCACUUGAUCUCGUCCUUGAGCAAUUCAAUGUUUUAGUCUUAAUGGCUAAACUGGUGCGUGAGUGGGUUUCAGCCCAGUGUUGGGCCCAAGAUCUUAAACCUUUUAACUAUGUAGAUAUAUAAUUAUAAUAUAUUCUGGACUGUAAUAGAGGAAUAGAUUUGAAGUUUAGAAAUGGUAUAUUUCACAAAAUUGCUUUUAUAACACUUGAUUUUUGUAACUGGUGAUGAAUUCAAGACUAGACAUUAACUCUUUUUUCUUGUUUGCUUUAUAGUUUUUAAAUAAGGGAAAUUCCUGAAGACAGUUUAUUAUCUUUACAGUUGGAGUAGAAAUCCUGUGGAUAGUUUCUUCAUUAUGAAUGACUACUUGCUCAUUCGUGUCUUGAGGGAUUGUGUGUGUGUGUGUGUGUGUGUGUGUGUGUU
Messenger RNA from Silurus meridionalis, 4125 nucleotides. RefSeq names its product sosondowah ankyrin repeat domain family member Ab (gene sowahab). Lineage: Eukaryota; Metazoa; Chordata; Actinopteri; Siluriformes; Siluridae. Gene Ontology annotation, molecular function: protein binding. Bases 570 to 1967 code for a protein of 465 amino acids. The record is from RefSeq and is a predicted model, not a curated record. The transcript has a single exon.